AUGUUUGUAUGUGUAGACAUUACCUGCCCCCAAUCCCCCAUCUCUGCAACCCUCUGUAAGGCCCAUGAAUGCCUCUAUCCACCCAUCAUGGGUCGCAGCCGAUCGCCAUCUCCACCUCCGCCGGCCGCCAAGCCUCCGAAGGCGCCCAGAUCACCCAGUUCACCCAAAGCGCCCAAACCGCCCAAAGCGCCUGUCCCGCCCAAAGCCCCCAAACCACCCAAGGUGCCCAAGGUGCCCAAGGCCCCCAACCUCUCACCCCCACCACCCCCCGUGGGCAACAACAACCAACUUGUGCAAAGUUUCCCUUUUUUUACCUCCUGCAAUGCCCGUGACGUCAGCGUGACGCCGUACCGAAUGUCCGUACCCAGCGGGCCGUGGAAUACAACGGCUUCCAGUGCCACGUACUGCUUCCGAGUUGCCGCCACCGCAACAGUGAACAGCGCCAGCCCGUGUGCGGGAAUGACCAUUAACAGGAUGGAGAUGAUCAUCGAGAGCGGCUGUGUGGACGAGGAACCCAAGCCCGUCCGCACCGCCACCAUCAACGGCGUUUCAGUGGUCCCGCUGCUCAGCUCUAAAACAUGGAAGGGGGAGACGUACGGCGUCAUGACACUCCGCCGCCUGGCUGACAUCUUUCCCACGACCCCCUCCGGCGGCUUGUACAUCUGCUUGGAGCUGGCUAGGACCAGUCGCUGCAGCACACCGGCGGGAAUGUGCUACGGCAACAGCUGCGUGUUCGCACUGUCCAACGAUGAUUUCACCUGUUGCCCCCGCCUGCUGGGGCCGUUGGUUUCCCCGUAUGGGCCGCCUCCCUCCCGCUGGUUGCGGCCGCGCCGCUGGUUAGGCCCCGGACGCUGCCAACGUUACGGAACCAACACGCCGUCACGAGCGGCUGCGGCAGCAGCCGCAGCCAGCAGGUCCGCCGCCAGCAUCGCCUGCUUCCGCCGCGCGGCCGCUCGCAACGGCGUGUUGGGCAAGGCGAUGACAAGGACAACGAUGGUGGCCGCCGCUACAAAGGUCACUACUGCUGUAGCCGGGACGGCGGCGGAGCCUGCGGUGAUGCGGUCGUACGGCGGCAUCGUAAUUACCGCAUGCCGCACCUACGCGCCGGCUCAUGAUUACCAUUUUCAGCGCCAUUAUUAUCAUUAUUGGCCCUGUCCGCAGCGGCUGCUGCCGCUACAAGCUCCGGCCCGCUGGCGUGCCAUCAGCAAGGGCAGGUGCCGUACUGGCGGCGGCGCCGCCUUCAUCGAAAGGAAGGGCCCGUUGCGUGUGGUGGCAUUUCGCGAGGGGAAUCAGCAGCAGCAGCAUCAGCAGCAGCGCCCUGGCAAGGAAAGGAUGGGUCAAGUCCUCCUGGGGAUGGAGGCGGGCGCGGUGGCGGCAGCCGACCCCGAAGCUACAUGUCGCCCAUUCAUCGCGGCGGUACGGAGCCGCAUCUGUAUCGCGAUAUCGUACCUGCAGCGUAAUCUAGGGAUUACACACCCGUACCCGAGCCCACGGGUCAGCACAGUGGCGCUGGUGCUGGGCGGCGGGGAGAGCGACCGGCGCCUGUUUCCGCUGACGGAGAAGCGAGCAUUGCCUGCCGUACCUGUGGGCGGGAGUUACCGGCUGAUCGACAUUCCGUUGUCCAACUGCCUUCAUAGCAACAUCAACAAGAUUUACGUGCUCACGCAGUACAACAUAACUAAUUAUAACGGUCGCAGGUACAUUACCCGUACGUACGGCUUUGGAGACGGAGUACCUCUGGGAGGGGACGGCUUUGUGGAGGUUCUAGCUACCACGCAGUACCCCGGGGGAUCUCGCUGGCCCGAGGGCAACGCGGAUGCCGUACGGCUCAUGUCCUGGGUCCUUGAAAAUCCCCAGCUGCGACAUGUGAAGCACGUGCUUAUUCUGCCGGCUGACCAGCUGUACCGGGCGAAUUUCGAGGACCUCAUCACCUACCACCAACAGCGGGUAGGCGCGGGAGGAUGCACCUAUGCGUGA
Molecule: messenger RNA, 1977 nt
Organism: Volvox carteri f. nagariensis
Lineage: Eukaryota; Viridiplantae; Chlorophyta; Chlorophyceae; Chlamydomonadales; Volvocaceae
Exons: 12
Coding region: 1-1977 (658 amino acids)
Biological process (GO): glycogen biosynthetic process
Molecular function (GO): glucose-1-phosphate adenylyltransferase activity
Source: RefSeq, a predicted model, not a curated record